Papaver somniferum (opium poppy) is the source of this 438-nucleotide messenger RNA. RefSeq names its product caffeine synthase 1-like. The record is from RefSeq and is a predicted model, not a curated record. Gene Ontology annotation, biological process: methylation. The coding region runs from base 1 to 438 and encodes 145 amino acids. Gene Ontology annotation, molecular function: S-adenosylmethionine-dependent methyltransferase activity. The transcript is spliced from 2 exons. NCBI's taxonomy places the organism in Eukaryota, Viridiplantae, Streptophyta, Magnoliopsida, Ranunculales, Papaveraceae.
AUGGAGAGAUCAUCUGUUGAAUCACAUCCAAUGAAAGGUGGAACUGGGCAGCACAGUUAUAUCCAGAAUUCAUCUCUUCAGGGAAUUGUGGACGAAGCUAAAGUGAAUUCCUUCAACAUGCCAUCGUACUUAACAUCGCCAAAACAAGUGAAAGAAUUAGUAGAGAGAACUGGGUGUUUCACAACAGAAAGAUUGGAGAGAUUGGAAACACUGUUUCCACCAGCAAGUGGUGCACAAGUACUUACUAACCAUAUGAGAGCUGCAAGUGAAGAAAUCUUCAAGCAACACUUCGGAUUCAGCGAUAAUGACUUGGACAAAUUGUUUGAUCUUUACUCCAACAGACUUGUUGAUCCUCUCACAAUGUUUACUAAAUCGGAAGACGAAUCUUUUCAAAUGUUUCUCGUUCUCAAACGCAAUAGCGUUGUUAUUGCACAAUAG